AGAGACACGACCUUGCGGCUCACAGGGCCUCGUUUGGAAAGAGCGAUGUGUUUAUUAAUUCUACGUAAAUAAAAUUGAUCAUCCUCUGUUAAGUCGGAAACCGAAAGCUGACGAGAUAAAUGAAGCGUUGAUGGUCUCAAUCGUUGAUAUAUUUUUUUUUUUUUAACGUGAGGGGGUUACCGACGAGUACACAAAACAUGUGUAUAACAAACACUAUGUCUGUUACUGGUGGUGGUGGGUUGUGUGAUAACCGUGUGUUGACGAGGCGGAGUAAGGUGUACAGUACAACGCUACCCUCGUCACGCAGAGGUGGGUCUAUCAAACUUAAGACGAUGAGUGUUUUCAGCGGCUGUCAAGAUUUGAUAAUGUUAAUCUAAUAAGGACUUCAAACCAUUACUUGAGGAACCCCCUCUCCUAGGUCGUUACGCUGAACGUCCUUGACCUUGAUCUCUAUUUAUUAUUGACCUAGGAAGUCGGGUUCAGCCCCCCUUGAAUAUUGCCAAACAUACUGGCACAGUGCUGGGAUACUGACAUAUCUGCCGUCAAGUGACACUGCCUGCACGUAGGUGAGUAAUCUGUUUUUCAUUGUUUAACUAUCUCGGUUUUUAAUGGACUCUUUUUUUUAUAGUUUUAAUUGAUAUUUAUCGUCGCAUUAGUUGAACUUGAUGUGCUCGCGAGCUCACGGCGUCCCGCUCGUCCAAUCCAAAUGUAGCUUGUUUAAUUAUAGUUGGUACGAUUGGUCGACGAAUGCAACAAUCCUCUUGAUGACAUGUGAUUCAUGAUGUAAAUAUUAAAGGGUAAAUACAAAAAAAAAAAUUAAAAAAGGGGGGGGGGGGCGGGGAGGAAGGGAAAAAGCGACCACGCCUCUAAACGAAGCUCGCUCACAUACACACAGUAUUCAUCCGUAAGAAUAGUCAAUUUCAAGCCCAUGUGCUACUGUCACUGACGAAUUUUAAGUUAAAACGUGGUAUUGGAAUAACCAUGGGACCGAUAACUGUAUAUAAUAAUAAUAAUAAUAAAUAAAAAUCAUCACAUUAACAUGCUGCCGUUACAUUUAAGACUAUCUUACUACCACCCCAGCACUUUUUAAUUAUGGUUAUGUUCAUUAAUUCAAGAACGCCAUUCAAAUACACUGUAAAUGAACCCAUUAUAUGGAGGGUCAUGAGUGGUCAGCUUAUUAUUGGACUUAGUUUUGUUGUUGAUUGUUGUUGCUUCUAUAGUAACAUAGCCUCUAAUCUUGUUACCGCGGCAACAAAUGAACUCGCUGUUGACCGUACCACACACUUUAAUGCGAUACGUGCUUAUUAAAGUGUUGCAGCCUGAUUGUGUUAAGUUCAUUGGACGCGCAGUGUCCAGGCAUAUACAACCUUCAUUGGUAACCAGGGGCGUCAACGGACCCAUAGUGUAAGGGGUAGUCUGGGUCCUCUCAGCAGUUUUUUUAUGAUCCGAUUGUUGUGACAAAUCUUAAUUAAACACUAUUUAUACAUAUAACAUUUUAAUUUUAAUUCAUUUAUGUAAAUUAUUAAUUAUUUAUAUAGUUAAAAGACAAUAAAUGCUAAAUAAAUAACCAAAAAAAAAAAGGGGGUGGGGGGUCUUGGGUGGCCUGAAAUCAAAUUAAAUAUCAGUUUAUUUUCUCAGGAAACACCACUGAGGAAGUUAUCUUACUUAAAUUAAGAAUUUAAAGUGUCUAGCAAGCUGUAGAUACAGAUGGAUAUCUCAUUGCCCGGCACUACUUAUCACAAAGCUUUCUUCUUCUUCUUCCUGCUUGAAUUUUGUUUUUCUUUCUGUCCUUUUGUUAUUGUGCACUUUUAAAACUAUUUAAAACACAAUAAAUGAAUUUUAUAAAAUUGUUCCGCCCAAAAGGUUGGCACUAAAAGGGCUGCUAUUUUUUUUUUUAGUACUAGUUGUAGAGGAAUUUGUCUAUGUUGUGUGAGUGGGCCUGGGGCAGUGGGGUUGGUUUUUUUUUUUUCCUUUUUUUUUUUUUGGGGGGGUCGGUGGGGGGGGGAGUAUGUAAACUAAAAAAAGUAAAGGGUUUUAAUUGAUUGACUGGAAAAUUGAAAAACUUGGAAAUGUUUUUUUUUUUUUUUUUUUUUUUUGUUUUUGUGGAUUUUUUUUUUGUUUUUUUAUUGGGUUUUGGGGAGUGGGGUUGGUUUUUUUUUUUUCCUUUUUUUUUUCUGGGGUGGUCAGUGGUGGUGGGAGUAUGUAAACUAAAAAAAGUCAAGAGUUUUAAUUGAUUGACUUGAAAAUUGAAAAACUUGGAAACCUGUUUCCCACUGUGUACUUUUAUAUUAAAAUAAGAAUGUGAGCGACUUUAGUCACUUAGAAGUGUGAGCCCCCUGUAAGUGUCGGGUCUCCAAAGAGUGUGAGCCCCCUGUAAGUGUCGGGUCUCCAAAGAGUGUGAGGCCUCAUAAAAGUGUAAAGCCCUCUAGGAAAUGUGAGGCGUCUUCAAAGUGUCAGGCCCCUUGAAGUGUGAGGCCUCUUAGAAGCAUGAGGCCCCUUAGAAGCAUGAGGCCCCUUAGAAGCAUUGAGGCCUCUUAGAAGCAUGAGGCCCCUUAGAAGCAUGAGGCCCCUUAGAAGCAUGAGGCCCCUUAGAAGCAUGAGGCCCUCUAGUCUAACUAUAGAGAGAAGUGUGGCAGACACACUUCACAUAAUACUGGAUUAAUGAUACGCAGACAACACGGCUCGUUACUCGUGUUGCAUUCAACCUGCCAGUGGAGUAGACGGCCUUCGACAUACUUCACCGACUCUCCCGUAAUUUAAACAGGAAGUGGCGUUAAGAGUGAUAUCUGAGCGGGCUUUUAUGCUUGAAGAACAACACAGGAGAGAUAGAGUUUCAUAGAGACGGAACUCUUCCAGGUGGACAGAGGACUUUCUCAUGUACCGCUUUUUUAAUAAUUUUUUUCCCUUCUUUUCCUUAUCCCGGGAAAACGGAAAUAGAGUUUCCCUCAUCCCGGAUUUUAAAACUAUACACGGAGAGAUGAUUUUUUAAAUAGUUGUUCAAUUGGAUUUGGAUUUCUGGGGGGGGGGGGGGGNCAUUAACUCCACUGUACGGGUAGCGACUAUUUAAUUAUAGUUAUAGCGACAAUUUGCGACAAUCUGCAAUUUAAAAAGGGAAAAUUUCCCGGGAAGAUUACCUAAAAAUCGCCCGGGAUCUCGGGACACCAACCCUAGAGUGGAAAGCUCAUGUAUGGCGCCGAAUCCGAAUAUUUUGCUAUCGCUAUUUGCCAAUUCAAAAAGAUUUGAAUCCAAGUCAGUAGCUGUUUCUGGCAGUAACUACGGUAUGAGUAGAGGGCAGUCAGAGUUGCGAGAUGAGAGAAAGUAUAAGCGAAGUAUCAGCCUAAUAAAGAACAAGACUAUAAUCAUCGAUUGUUAUCGCCUGAGUUGUUUCUUUAGUGGAUGUCAGAUAUAGAUGAAGGUUAGCAGAUUGUUAAAUCGUGUAACUGGGCUAAAAUUUGCCAAGAUUAACCACGUUGGAAAUAUAGUGUACUACCACAUGUGGGUCUGUGAGGGGGGAGAAUGUUGAUAUAAUGUUAAAACAUGAAUUUGAUAGAUAUUAAAAAAAAAAAAAAAAACCUAAUCCUUUUUUAUUGUUGUCAUAAAUUUAGAUUGCAAUGCAAAUAUCUUUCACGUAUUGCAAGUUUUAUCUUAAAACCUAAAAAUAAAGAAAAAUUACAAUUCAGUCUUCUUCACUAUUUUUUGGUCGAAAAAAUAUAUUUAAAAAUCAAUAAAUACCCCUCAUAUAUAUGUCACUGCGCUGAAUUAUUAUGUUUAGUAACUCUAGUGCGCAGGUUCUCAAUUAUUUUGUAGUUAAGGUCACAUUUGUAUAAUAUAGACUAUAGUAAACUAUAGUAGAAGAAUAAAAGUGACCCUUACAACGAUGCAUUGGGGGAAAAUGGCUUUUAAAUAUAAUUUAAUAGAGUAUACAUUUUUUUAAAGGAAAACAUUCAUUGGAAGUAUAUACGUCAUAUAGUGAUUUUCCCCUACAAAUAAAAAUAAGGGAAAAUACGCCUAACCUUGGGGUGGCCCCGACUAGGGGCUAUGUGAAAGUACGUCUCAACGCCUCAGACUUCACAGUCUGAGCAUUUAAUCCCAGUUCCGUCUGCUGCUUGUGGGUGACCUUUGACCUGACAUUGACCUCGACACAUGUGAUGGAUGAUUCUUUGUCAACAGAUUUGACACGGUCGUGUUGUGCUGCUGUCCAACUGACUUCGUCGCUUGUAUGAUUCGUCUAAGGAAGAUGGAUAGGGUCUGAAAUGCGAGUAUAUAAUAGACAGUUUGAGUGACCGUAACAAAAGCAUUACUUGUAGCAUUACAAUCUUAAAUUGAUCACUCACGCCACUCUUACUUUUGUGUAAUGUGAUAAUAAAACAACAUUAAACCACCCAAAUACCCCUACCGGAACCUCUCUCUCUUUUUUAAAAAAAUAGAAUUACUGGCGCAACAAAAUUAUUGAACGCCACCACUCUAACAAGUCUAACUCUAAGAAAUACAGUUUUAAACCAUAUAUGUACUCGCGCAGCAACCCCCCCCCCCCCCCCCCCCCCCCCCCCCCCCCCCCCCCCAGUUCGCAAACUAAUUUUGACACCUUUAUUUUUCUUGGAAUCUGACAAAGAUUUCUUUCUCCUCACCACUUAAUAAUUUCAUAAAUUUAAAACAGAUUAACAAUCAUUUAAGCACGGAAGGGGGGAAAAAAAGGGGAGGGGAUAGCGCUACGGUGACAGUACACAAUCUUUUCGAAGAUACAAAUAAUGUUCAAGAGAGCAUUGUGGGCGUUGUGUGUGUGUGUGUGGGGGGGGGGGCGAGGGGUGGAUCAGAACGUUAAAAACAUCAGUAUAAAAUUUAAAAAAAAUCGUAUUAUUAUUACUACAAGGAAACAAUUUAAACUUUGUAACUUGUAGAACCGAUUUCGUAUUGGAGGCGUCAGUGGACUGGCAUUUCAAUAAAGAUAGAAGUUUGACUUAAAUUAUAAUACCAUACUUAGGACUUAGGUGGUAUUUAGAGUUUUCCUCCUUAAUAACAUGAAAAGAUGAAGUCUGAAAAUAAGUGUCAUGUUCUAUAACCUAGUUGUCCUCUUCAUGUUUGAGAAGUGGUUAAUAUUUUUUUUUAAUGAAUGAACUGUAACAAAGUCUAUUGUCAGAUAAACAAAUUUAAUGUCAAAGUGUAACGUCACCGGCGAAACACGUCACUCGUCAACACGCACUCGUCAAAACGCGACUGCAUGAAUAUGAUUGCAUACACAAUACAAUUGUAGCUAUUUUUUGUUUGUUUUUGUUUAAAUUUAAUAUCAGGAAGUAAAUUUUGUUGGAUGCACUAUGGCAUGUACAUUUUCAAUAGUCUUAGGAUAUUAUCUAUGAGUUAACGUGUAAUAUUUGUCAACUGCAUCGUUAAAAAAAAAUAAUCUAGAUCUAAUCUUCUUUUCGCAAUCUAAAAGGAGAGGGUAAAAGAGUGGAAACUUCAUAAUUAAAGAGCGGCUACUCAAUUUAUUGAAACUCCUUGUUAAAAAUGUUUCAGUUAAUUCCCCUGCUCGUAAACGUGAAUGAGGCAUUAUUUGUAAAGUCUAAAGCCACAAAACAUAAUUAAAUCAUAUAUAAAAGCAGAUGACUCUGUCACAUCUGGCCUAUAUUUUUUUUUCCAUUCCUCUGUAUUAGGUUGUUCUAUAGCAAAAUUAAACAUGAUCGAUGCAUUAACAUGUAUAAAAAUGAAAUAUUACAAUAUCAAGUAUUUGAACAAUUAAUUUAGUAGGCCUGUUACUGAUAUAUUUAAAAGUAUUUGAAAUAAUGAUAAAAAUCACAUUAUUAUUUCAGUUAAUUCUCAAGCUGUGAACAACUGUUUCCUGCCAUCACCUGGGACACAGUUUAUGUCUUUGAAACUUGUCACCAUCAAAAAUGCCUUCCUAUGAUGUCAAUGACCCCAAUUCCAAAAACGGGGGACAGAAAUCCCCCAAAGAAAAGGCUAAGCCUCCGUUACAGAAGUCUGUCUCUAUCGAUGAAACGACCAAGUAAAAUAUUUUUUGUUGUAGUUACUUGAUUUUUAAUUCUCUUUGACUUAAAAAAAAACAAAAAAACUUAAAUAGUUUGUUAGCUCUAUAUAGCAAUGAUAGUGAAUGCAUUUUGCAACAAAUGUAAUUAAAUAAAUUGAUAAAGCUAAAGGUUCUUUUCUUUUUGUUACAGCCCCAUAUUGCCCAGUUCCAACUCAAGGACCGGCAAGGCUCCCCUGGAGUCCUCGAUGUCGACGACAUCGAUGAGGAGAAGAAAGUACAGCAGGAGAGCAUCCUCCAGCUUUGACUUUCCUCAUUUAGACUCUGUCAAGUCUGUGCCUAGUAUACAGUUAGAGGAGAUAGAUCUGAAUGCAGGUAGGUUGUGUCAUAUAUCUCAUUGCUGGUGGGUUACUAUAGAUCUGAAUUCUGGUAGGUUGUGUGAUAGAUCUAAAUGCUUGUAAGUUCUGUGAUGGAUCUAAAUGCUAGUAGGUUGUGUGAUGGAUUUCUUCUUCUUAUAUUUCAGGAGCCCAUGAUCAAUUUGUUGAUCAUUCUGGCUCCUGGUUUUAAAUUAGAUGGGUUGCCGUCCAAGGCUAACAAGUCCCAUCAACCUGGGGUGCUUGGGAUGUUGGCUUUGGUGGGGAUUGAACUCCAGACCACCAGCUAUUUGGUUUGAGACAGUUUAGACCGCUCGGCCACCCAGUACCCUAUUUAUUGAAAGUCAUGGUAUUUCCCGCAAAUUAUUUGCGGAUGACACAGAACUGUACAAGUGUUUCUGCCCUGAUCCUUGGGACUGUCCUGGCUCUGUUCAGGCUGUUGAGGUCUGCUGUCUUGUGAAAUCAUGGAUGUCAUCAAACAGACUUAAAUUAAAUGACGAUAAGACUGAGGCAAUUAUGUGUGGCUCUGACGCCAAUCUCCGAAGGUUGCCAUCGCAUCGAUACAAGUUGGUGCUUCUGAGAUCCCCUUGUCCAACACUGUCAGAGACCUUGGGUUUUAUACUUACAGUAAACUUAUUCCUCAUAUCAGUUCUAUGGUCUGGGCUUGUUUCUAUAGUCUACGCGCCCUUGGUCAGCUGCGUCCUCAACUUAAUAAGAGAACAGCCAAUGCCAUAGCAGUAACUCUAAUCCAAUCAAGAUUAGAUCAACAGUUGUUUGUGGGGUUUACCUUAGAACCAAAUUCAGAGACUCCAGAAGUAACAAAAUACUAGAGCAUGCAUUGUAUCGGGGAUAAAGAAAUUCUGGCCACAUCAUCCCAGUUCUUAGAGAUCUCCAUUGGCUUCCUGUGAGUGAGCGCAUUGACCUAAAAAUUCUCUCCUUGGCUUACAGCUGUAUAGAAGGCUCUGCACCGGAAUAUCUUUAAGAACUGAUUUCUAAACACAUAUCCUUAAGGAACCUGCGCUCUUCAACACAGUCCUUACUGAGAGUUCCCAGUUUGGAUGGAUACAGAAAGAAGUCAUAAGAGUGUGCUCUUUUGAAGCUAUAGCUCUAAAAUUAUGGAACAGUUUGCCUCAAUCUUUGAGGGAAAUUGAAAAUGAUUAAAAAAAUAAUUUAAGAAACAUUUAAAGACUUUUUUCUUUAAACAGAUUUAAGAACAUCAGAGCCCUGUGAGCAUGCUUAAAUAGCAUGGAUACAAAGGCUAUAUAACUAUAUUAGUAUUCAAUCAAUCAAUCAAUGGAUAGGAAUGUUGGUAUGUUGUGUGAUAGAUAUGAAUGCUAGUAUUUUGUGUUAUAAAUGUGAACCCUAGUAGGUUGUGUGUUUAAGAGAAAGUGUUGGUAAAUAUACAAAUAUUAAUUUACUCACACACGUAAAGAGUACAAUCUUUGCAAGUAUAUUACAUAUCGUAAAUGUCUCAGAAAAUUGGCAAAUAUCUCUCCCGGCUAGGAAAGCUGCUGGCUUAUAUAAAGGUACUAAAUCAGUACCCUCUAGAGAAGAAAUUCUUGAAAUUUCGUCACCUGAUAGCCUUCUUUAGAACAUUAUAACUUAUUUGAACAUAAAAAAACCUUUAUAAAUCAAAGGAAGGGUGGGUAAAAGGAGUGGAACAUCCCAUUUCAUAGGUGACGACAAUAUAUAAAAAAAAAAAGUGGGGGAGACAAGUGGAGGCCACAAUAUUAGAAUUGGGCAUACACUUAUGCCAUAACAAGACAUAAAUUCACGACUGAUUUAAUUUAAUGCUGUUAUCAUUCAUUCAUUUUCUAGUGCCAUGGUGGACUUCCCACAGGUUUCGAUUGGCUAUUCUCUCCUUCUUUGGCUUUGUUAUUUUGUAUGCUCAGAGAGUCAACCUCAGCAUAGCCAUCGUCUCUAUGGUGAAUCAUUCAGCAUUAAAGUACAACUCUUCUUCUAGUUCCAACAGUAGGUAAGUGUAAAUGUAUCAGGAAUAGUUAAUUUUAUUACCUUUAAAUGAGUUCCUUUAAUCAGAUUCACGUUUGAUGGUGCUGUUGGAUAUUUAAUGUGAUGAAAUAAUCAAGAGAUUUUCUAUAAUAGAUUAGGUCCCUUCACUUUGUAAGAUGGACACACACCCCUCAUCCCCCCCCACCCCCCCCCCCCCCCCCCCCACUCUUAAUUUUCAAGGGGAAAAGCCUGAUCCCCAUGGGAAAAAUGACCAGAAAAAACAGGAUACCAAAGUUAUAAAUAAUUUCUACAAUAAGAUUACGCUGGUGAUUAUUAAACUGACCACAGGUGCCAUCGACUUCCGGUAUCUUUGUUUUGUUGUUAUGUGUAAGUGGAAGCUCAUGAAUUAAUUUUUUUGGGUUAAGAUCAGCAUUGGUAAAACGUGACAUUAAAACUUAAGUUUAUUCAAAUUAAUCAUUUAUGUAAUUGCAGAUAUAUAUUAAUAUUAACACUUUUUUUAACAUAGUUGAUUCCUGUACAGUGACCAGCACCUUGAAAAUCUGCAUAAACAAUUUCAUUAAUCACUGGGCCUAAAAAAUUUUGAAAAUCUCCUUUGACCACAGCAACAUAAGAUGACUACCACACACAUUCCCUUGAAAAUAUUUCUUUUUAAUUAGGCUUUAGAAAGAGUAAAUACAGUACUCAUUUAAAAAAAAAUAAAAUAAAAGUGUCAAUUAUAUAGUUUCAAUUAUCGCUUUAAUGUUCUUGUCGAGAUGAGACAUAAAUGAAUUUAUUUUCAAUUUUAGGCUGUUGUAAGUUUGACUUUGUUGAUUUAUCAAUAGUUUUAGUGUUUGUAUGUCUUUCAGAGUUUGUGAGUCUUACAUUUUUUAAAAUUAUCUUGUGCUUGUAUGUAUCUAUCAAACUUGUCUAUUUAUAUAAAUAGUUCAAUGUUUGUCUCUAAUCCAAUGUUUGUUUUUAUUUCAGUAACUUGACCUUCUCUGACAACUUCACACAGUACAGCUUCGAUAACCUGACAAAACCAGAAGAACCCAAAUGUCCUGAGCUGAAAUCAAGUUUAGCAGUUAGUUUAUUUAACUCAGCUUCCAUUUUGAUCAUACACACAUUAUGAUAGACAAAGUCAUACUUUAUAGUUGCUUUACACAUCAUAACUCACACUGCAGGUGUAUAGCUAAAAUGAAAUGGAGAGAUACAGAAAAUAUAUUUUUUACACAAUUAAACUGCCGGCCUUAAAUAACUAUAACCUGCUAGUCUCUGGUAUUAUUGCAGACUAUUGUACACACAUGAAUAAAAUGCUCAUCCCCUCACAUUGUUUCAUUGUCAUUCAAAAAUAUUUUUUAAACUUCAUAAUGCUAACCACAACUGUGGCAUGAAAGGAUGGAGAAUUUCUGUGGAGUAAAGAAGAUGAGGGUCUUCUGCUUGGAGCAUUUUUCUGGGGGUAUCUUGUAUUCCAAGUGAUAGGUGGAAGACUCAGCGAAAGGUGACCCAUUUUACUAUUUCUACUUCAUGUUUUAUUGAAGAUUGUAUUGAAGGUGUCUUUUUCUUAACUCAAUAUUGAGAAAUAUUCCAUUGAAUUCUGGGACUUUUUUUGUUCUCACUUAAUAGAUUUAGAAUUUCCAUCAAUGUACUGAACUGAUAUGUCAUUUAAUGGAAUGCUGAUAUAGUGAUAGGUGGAAGACUCAGCGAAAGGUGACCCAUUUUACUAUUUCUACUUCAUGUUUUAUUGAAGAUUGUAUUGAAGGUGUCUUUUUCUUAACUCAAUAUUGAGAAAUAGUCCAUUGAAUUCUGGGACUUUUUUUGUUCUCACUUAAUAGAUUUAGAAUUUCCAUCAAUGUACUGAACUGAUAUGGCAUUUAAUGGAAUGCUGAUAUAGUGGACACAUCACUACUGCAAUAACUUUGUAUUUGUUAAACAGAUUUGGAGCUAAGAAGGUGAUCGCUAUCGCCAUGUUUCCUGUGGCUAUCUUGACAAUUCUCUCGCCUGUAGCGGCCAGAGCCAGUCGUUACCUUUUCCUAGUGGUCAGAGUAAUUAUUGGUCUUGGUGAGGUCAGUGAGUACUUACUUUUAUUGAAACAUCAAUUUUGUUUUCAUAAAAUUUUUACCCUUUUCUUUAAAAAAUGCAAUAAGACAAUUAAUGUUUAAAUUUAUUUAUAACAUUUGCAACUUAUUUCAUGCAAGCUAAAUGGCUUAUUAUGAAGCUUUACUCAAGACAAAACAAAUCAAGGCAUAUUCCUUCUUAAAAGUCUUUUUCAAUAGGUGGAUACAUUAAAAAAUGCAUUAAUUUUGCCUUUCACAUGAAAUAAAGGCCUAGAAAUAUUAUGUUGUUCAUGCCAUCAUUCAGGAGUCAAAAUUAAAAACUAUUUGAUCUAUUUUUAGAUCACUGUUGUUGAAACUAAGAAUCAAGCAAAUUAAAUUUUAGGUUAAAAAAUUGUAUAUCAGCGUUAUUCAAUUGAAGUGCCAUGUUCUAUUUUGAGGGUUUCUUCUAUUAUAAGUUAAGGAGGUAAUGGAUUAAUUGUGUCAUGCAUUUGUUUAUUAAGGGUGUCAUGUAUCCUGCUGCCCAGGCAUUUUGGGCCAGUUGGGCUCCUCCCAAUGAAAGGAGUCGUCUAAUUGGAUUUUCUUAUGCAGGUAUGACAUAACUGAUAGAAUUAUUUUAUUUAAUGUUGAGAGGAAAGAUUUAUUAGAGUGAAAUGAAUUAAGAGUUUUACUCUUUUUAAAAAAUUUCUAAAAUAUAUUUUUUUAAACCCACGAACUGUGGACGGCCGAUUAAAUCGGUCGAUUUCCUCUUCCUGUACUGCGUCCGCUUAUUUUAUCGGCUGAUAAAAAGUGUGUUGAAAGAACAACUUCCAGUCCAACAUUUUACACUAAAUAAAACUACUUCCUUUUAAUAAUAAAUAUUUUUCCCUCUUCUGUGCCCUUUUGGAGUUAUUUUUUUACAAUGAUCUUUAUCAAGCAAAUUUGUAAAAUAGAUGUUCAUGAAAUGGAUGGGGCCAUAGCUGGACAAUCUGGAUUACAAAAUAAAUCAGUUAAGAAUUUUUUUGACAAUUCCUUUUAGUUAAUGACUUAUAUGAUUCAGAAGAUGAUUUUCCUAUCACACACGAAGACAAUGAUAAUUCCGAUUAUUGUUCUGGUGGGUCAGAAAGCGAUAGUUCAGAUGAUUUAGACCUAGGCCUAGAGCGAGUAGGCAAUGCCGCAACAGCAAGACUCGAUAAAAACUAUGUUUCAGAUGACUUUGUACUAACAAAAAAUAAUUGGAUGUUGUUUCUACAUAUGUUUUCUUAUAUUUCAUUUUUUGGAUUAAAUAUUUAUAUAGCAGCUUUUUAAAUUUUAUCUGUUUCUUGCUAUUUAGUAAUGUUUAUAUUGUUUAUGUUGUGCUUGGUUACUUGAACGUAUUAGAGGUAUCAGAAGAAUUUAAAAAAUGAAAAAAUCUAUAAAUAACUAAAACAUAUACAAAUAAUUAUUUUCUGACAGAUAAAUAAAAUGCUAUCAUAUUAUAUAAACAUUAUAAUAAUACGUCUUUUAAAAAUUGUAAUUUGAGGUACUUGAAAAUAAAACUUUUCAUUAUUUUCUUAAUCCUUUGCCACUCCAAGGUCAAAAUCACGGUCACAGAGUAUAAAAUAGCAUUAAAAAAAAUAGCAAAUAUGAUUCCCCACUCAGUCUACUUUCAAUAAAUAUAUACUUAAUGGGGUCUAGCUAUAGUCUUUGCAUGUGAAAAAAUCAUAAUUUUCAAAGACAUCCAAAAAGCUCUAAAUUGCUUGCACAGUACAGAAGCAUAACAAACACAGUUCGUGGAUUAAAUGUGCAAAAGAAAAGACUAAGUAGGAAAAAAUUAUAUUUCUUUUUUUAAAUAAUACCAGGUGGUCAGUUUGGAAAUGCCCUCAUCUUCCCUAUUGCUGGGUAUUUGUGUGCUUAUGGUUUUGAUGGUGGCUGGCCAAGUGUCUUCUACGUAAUUGGUGAGUUUGACAAAUCUCUUUCAGUCUUGUGAAUGGCACAUGCUCUACUAGGAGCCACAAAGGCAAAGAAAAACUAGAAUAACAUCUGCCUGCAUAGUUUGACAAUUAUGAGAUAUUAAUUUGAAUAUAUUUUAUUUACUCAUUUUGUUUUGAGUGUUCAUUAUUUCAUGAAUAAAAUACCCUGUGGCAAAUCACCAUGUUCUAGGUGUCCUGUUCUAACUGUUAUGUACACUUACAGGUUUAGCUGGCUCUAGCUCUCCUGUUCUAACUGUUAUGCAUACUUACAGGUUCAGCUGGAUUCAUCUGGUGUGUCUUCUGGGUUUGGCUGGUCAGUGACACGCCUGACCAGGACAAGACCAUCUCUGACAUUGAGAAGAAGUUCAUCAAAUAUUCUAUUGGCCAGAGAUCAAAAGGCAAAACAAUUGUGAGUUGUCUCCGUAUCCGAACCAUAGCAGUCUCUUUGAGAUAAUUUGAACAAUAUAUUUUCUUCAAGCUUUUUCAUGGUGGGAUAGAUGGAUAUCAAACUGACAAAUCAAUGGGUUAUUGAUGGUUUCAGAGUUAAUUUAUUGUCAUAUAAAUUACUAACAGUGCAUAAGAUCAGAUUUGCAGAAUACACUUUAGUUAAUCUGAUUAGUUAGUUAACUAAAUUUCUAGUGAAAUUGUCGUUAUCAAUGAAGAACAAUAAAAUCUUAAUAACACUUUGUCAAUUACUAUUGUAUUUUACGGACUAUAAGACUCACCUUAAUUUUUAUGCAACUUUUAAAAAAAACAAAACAUUUUUACAUUUUUAUAUUAAUUUCGAGAAUAAGACGCACCUGAAUUUUGGAGGCUAUUUUUCGAAGAAAAAAGUGCAUCUUAUAGUCCAUAAAAUGCGGUAUAUUAUCCUUUUAGAUUAAUUUAAAUUCUUUUCAAACUCCUUCAGUACGAAAAAAUUACUUCCAUACACCACAAAAUUCUGUCAUACAACUCUCCUUCCUUACAGUAAAUUUCCUUUCAGUUAAUAAACAUCCUUCCAUUCAUUAAACGUGAUUUCAUACUGCUUAGGUAAUUUAAAAAGAUUUUAAAUUUCUCUCAUGGUUAACUCUUCCCCUGCUGUCUGCAUUUGGGCGGACUUAAAUUUUUUUGUUUGAAAAAUAUUUAUUGUUUCAAAAGAGAAAAGGAUUAAUAAAUAAAGUUGAAUUACCAGAUAGCCUUGAUUUUAAGCUUAAAUAAAAAAAAGAACUAUAACUAUAAGCUGAUUCAAAAUAUUAAACAUCACAUAAGAAUUAUUGAGAAAAUUUUUUACUUCAGAACAAAGAAAUCCCUUGGAAAGCCAUUUUUACAUCUAGACCAGUCUGGGCUAUUCUGGUGGCUCACAUGUGUGGAAAUUAUGGCGCCUACAUGCUACUGACAAAAUUACCAGCCUAUAUGAAAGAGGUCCUUAAAUUUGACAUAAAAUCGGUAAGUAAAUUUAUAAAAUCUUUUGUUCAAACCUAAUCCAAGGCAGGUAUUAACUUGAUUCUUGAAAUGUUAGUUAAUUUUAUACGUGAAAUGCUAGGUUAACAUUUAAAAAAAAAUUAAAAAUUAUAAGAAAUAUUACAAUUUAUCGACUACUUUAUUAAUUUCAAAGUAACUUUUUUAAAAAGCUAGGUUACGAGUUGCAUUUUCAACAAAAUAAAAACUUUCAAAUGUUUUUUGUAAACAUUUUAUAUAAAUCUCGUAUUUAGUCUGGUCUGGGACACAAAAGUAGGUAUUGUACUUUUGAAAUGAAUUUUAAAAUUUAUUUUUUAAAUCCUUUAUAUUAACUUCACUUUUGUUCAUGUGUUUCUUUCUGGUUGGGUGUUUGGCAAAAUCUUGAGUUGGCUAAUUGACCCAAUUCCCAUCAACCUAUUGAGCUGAAACAUGGCACAUAGACUCGUUGCAGAUAACAACACAUUGUUUUAAAGUUUCAGCCCCACCCUCCCCAAAAAUCAUUUUUUUCUGUUUUUUAAGGGAAUGAUGAAGGCAAGAUGACUUCACUAAAUAAAAUUCCAGAUAUCAGCGCUAAAUGAAAUUAUUAAAAAUAUCGCAAGUGCGUUGGGUGAAUAUUUUCUUUUGUUUUUCUGAAAUAGUUGGUGUAAUAAAUCUGUGGUGUAAAAGCGGGUGGGUAAUUAGAAUAUUAAUAUAGUUCAGGGGUGUGAAAAAAAUGUGCGGUUGCUAGCCUGGGGAGGGCACUUAUUGUAUUCGUAUAAAGUGCGUUACGUGCACUUUUUCAAAUUUUCAGUCCCACUCCCCAUUGCUCGAUAUUAAAUUUUAUAAAGGAUUGAUGCGAAAAACUUUAUUUUAAGGGGCUGUUUAAUAUAUUUUUAAAAAUGUUCUUUUUAAAAGAGUUUAUGAUUAUUUGUCUUAAACAUUUAAUUACUAGAUUUAUUUCCUUAAUGUUCUUCUUUCCUUAUUUUGUUUUUGAUGGAUGAAAAUGUGUAAAAUUAUAUAUAAAAAAAAUGAACUUUAUACAUUGAUCAUUUAAAAUUUAACAAUUAAUUUUUUUUUUUAAAUUUUAGGUUGGAAAAAAUGUAUUUUUCAAGUCAAGUACAAAAUGUGUACAUUCAAUGUUAAGCUAUUCUCUAAGAGCAUCAAAAUAAUUUUAACACACUAAUAAUCAUUGUACAAUUUCUCCACAGAAUGGUGUUUUCUCAAUGCUGCCAUACUUACUGUUCUGGUUCAUCAUAAUUCUCAGUGGCAUGAUAGCUGAUCUGCUUAUCUCCAGAGAAAUAUUGUCUGUAGGAAACACACGUAAAUUAAUGUCAGCAAUAGGUAAGUCUGGCCUGGUAUUAUGGCAUGUGCGAAGUUCAUGAUACGCACUGGCUUCUACAUAAGGAGGUGCCUAGAAGAUUUUUAAAACUAAUACUUUUUAAGCUAAAAUUAAUGGCCUAUGAAUUACAAAUUAUAUUCUUCUUUUUUAGAAUGUUUAAAAUAUAUUAUUUAUUAAAACUAUUUUCCUAACAUCUUUGUGAGAUAUAUGUCACAGUUAAUUAAUAAACAAAUGUUAAGAAAAUGCCAUAUCUAUUUCAUUUAAUUUAAGGUUCAAAAAGUUUUAUUUUAAAAACAAAAUAGUUGCUGCGAUUCCUCUUGAUAUAACCAGACCUUUUUACUCUAAUGAUUUUGGCUUACAAUAUGCGAUUUGGGGAUGUCUUUUAUGAUUGUGUGCUGAGACCUGUCAGAACCAUGAUUGGACAAGACCAGGUUAAAAAAUAUAUUCGGGUGGUUUUUACGAUUUAUAUAAAUAAAACGACGUUUGAGGUUGUUAGCUUACCUUUUUUCUACACCCAGCAAUGAAUAGAAAGAGAAAUAUGUUUGACUGGGGACCGUACACAAUUAUAUUAUGUACAUAUUGAGAGGCGAAAGGUGGUGGAAGGGUACUUUUGUGCAUGGGAGGGGUAGGGAGAUGUGUCUAAAUAUUUUUAAAGCCUAUAAAAUAACACCACCACAUUUCAUGAUUAUCAUAGUGUUGCUUUGUGUUUUCACAAUGAACUCGCUAUAUACAGCAAAAGUAGUAUUUAGCUAUUCCCCUACUGAUAAAUUGAGUCAGCUUCCGCUUUUGUUUGCUUCGGUGCUGUAUGACUUAAUUUUGUGACAGAAUUAUUUCGUACUUUGGCUGUAUGGUAGAGAUUGCGAAAAUGGAGAAAAUUUAUGGAUUGUAAAAAAAAAUGCAAUAUGAACUGCUCCACUCAGCAGCAUUGGAUUUUGACAUAAUUUAUAAGUUAUAUAAAGCAGCAUUUAAAAUCUGUUUGUAGAAGCACCUGUACAAUUUCAUCACCCCAGUUUUGUUCAAGCACUCCUCUUCCAUUCUCCCUACAUGGCUUGUUGUGGUUAUUAAGACUAUAAACUUUAAUAUGAAAAUGGAAAAUAAAAUCAGGCUCCUAUGCUUAAUGCACUAUCUAGAAAUUUUUUUUUUUUUGCUGGUGUCCAUUUGUCACAAUGUGACGAUGGUGAAGACUUCGCAAAGACGAAAUCCACAAGGCCUAGGAUUAUUGUUCUAGGAUUAUAAGCUGGAUCCCAACAGUAAAUGGGAGCUGGAUAACCCAAGAAGUUGUGGGAAUGUUAAUGUUUCAUCAUACCAAUGUAAUCAACCUACAGGACUCCAUCUCUGGGUUUGAAUUCAGACUUUCCUUCUCAUAGAUGAGUUGCCAUCAAAGGUUAACGAGUCCCAUCCACCAAGGUUGCUGGUGAUGCUAUUUGCUUGACUGUGCUUUUGGCUGACAUUUGCUCAGUUUAGACUAUUCGGACACUAUCUAGAAAUGUAUAAACAUCAAUUGUCUACUUUGAGAAGUGACUUUUAUUAGACAUGCCAUGCGAAUAGUUAUUAUUGUAUGCAUUAUACUUUGUUUAUUAUUUACUAUAAUUUACUAUUAUUUACUAUUUUCAAUGUUUAUUAUUUACUAUUACAAUAUGGUAUUGUACACUUUUAAGAGGUAAAGUACUAUUCUGAGACUUUAUUGUACUAUUUUGGGAGUUCCAGUGAAAACAGGUCUCUAUAACAAAUUUACAACAUAGAAUGUAAUAUUAAUUACAUUGCCAUUCUUUCACAGGAAUGGUGGGACCUUCUGCUUUCCUUAUUGCAACUGGUUUUAUGGAAUGUGACCAGCAGGUGGCAGCAGUCAUUUUGUUGACCUUAGCCAUCGGCUUGUGUGGAGUUCACUUUUCUGGGUUCUUCAUCAACCAUGGUGACAUUGCUCCACCCUAUGCAGGCACACUGUUUGGUAUUUCCAACACCUUAGCCACUGUACCAGGGAUCCUGUCUCCCUACAUUGUGUCGGCAAUGACUAAAGAUGUAAGUAACAUGUAAAAUUUUAGCUCUAAUUCUCAUUUAGCAGGUAAAAUAAUUUCCUGUCCAAGUUUUUAACUUAAUGUAAAACAAGUGCAAUUGUAUAAUAUAAUUAACAAAACUUGUUUCAUUACAGCUAACAAAUCUAGGUAAUUAAAAUUUGUUAAAGAAAAUCUUCAAUGUGAAGGACUUUGUAUUUGAAAAAAAAUAUUUUAAACUAAGCCUUAGCUUAUCACCAGCAAAUAAAAUAAAUGAAGCUAAUUAAAAACUCAUUUUUAUGUCUCCUUUUACAUUUCGAUAUAGAAUGUUCACAUUAUGAAAAAAAUUCAGAUUAAAAGUAAAACAUGAUUAUAGGCAAAUAUUCAUGCAUGUUAUUCAGGGAAAUAAGAAAAAAUCUUUCCUUUAUUUUAAGAACUAGCCAAUAUACCCAGCGUUGCACGGGAUUGCAUUAGGACCCCGAUCCCAUUGGGACCCCGAUCCCAUUCUGACACCGAUCUCGGCGAGGUCCCAUUUCCCGGUGUGAUCCCGAUCCCGGUGGAUCCAUUCAAGGUUAGGAUCCUGAUCCCAGUGGGAUCCCGUUUUCUGGUGGGAUCCUGAUCCUUUUCGGAUAAAGUUUAUAAUGGGAUCCCGAAUCGAAAAAUUCUUUAGUGAUACCUAGAGAACAGUAAACUCUGGGGCAGUAUAGAAAUGAAUAGAACUAACUAACAUUUCAAUAUUUUCUAAGAUCCCACUAUAUAUCUCCUUGUAACAAUUUAGACUUUUCUGGAAUUUUCUAGAUUAAAUUUAAUAACUUGCUCGAAAAAUGUGUAAAAACUACUUUUCUAAUUAUUUUUUGAAUACGAUAAAAAUCUUCAACAAAUGCCAUAAUUAUAAUCCUUUUUCUUUUAAGUUAAUCAAGGGGGGCCCAUUCCAUAACUGUACACAUUUACUUAUGCAUGAGAUAGGGGCCCUACAAAUAUCAGACGGAUAAAUAAUAGAGUUAAAAUUAAAAUUUGUCCCAUUAAAAUCGGUUCAAAAAAGCUUUUUUAAAAUUAUAGAACUUUCUAGAAAAUUCUAGAAUGGAUAUUAUUAGUUUUUAAUCCACCGAUAUUUCAAUACGGACAAUGAAGGGUAUUGCUACAACGCUAGGCAUAUAUCCAUCAAUUCUCAAAGAAACUAAAGUGUUGUCUAUGCCUAUUGAUAUUUAUAUGGCUUAUUUAAGAAGAAAUGAAACAGGGCCCCCAGCCCCAUAGGAAUGGAUAUUAUGAGUUCACUACCUUUCGGAAUUUGAAAAUGGAUAAUCAGAUAUAUGUGUACCAAGUUUGGUCAAGAUCCAUCUAUUCAUGUAAGAAUACUAAAGCCUAUUGAUAUUUAUAUAGCUCAUAUAGCAAAAAACAACAUUUUGGGCCCCAGCCCCAAACCAAAUGUUAUAAAAAGUUCAUAACCUCUUAAGAGUUCCUUCUGGAUAAUGAUUGAUAUAUGUGCAAAGUUUGGUUAAGAUCCAUCAAUCCUUGUAAAAGCCACAAACAUUCACUUUUAUAUAUAUACUAGCCAAUAUACCCGGCGUUGCACGGGAUUGCAUUAGGACCCCAUCCUUGUGUGACCCCGAUCCCAUUUGAACCCUAAUCCCAUUCUGACACCAAUCCCUGCGUAGUCCCGUUUCCCGGUUUUAUCCCGAUCCCGGUGGAUCCAUUCAAGGUUGGGAUCCUUAUCCAGGUGGAAUCCAGUUUUCUGGUGGGAUCCUAAAAAGAUCCUAAAAGAUUAUGAUGGGAUCCCGACCCCUUUGGGAUCCUGUAUAAAAAAAAGUGUUACUGAGAGAACAGUAAACUCCGGAACAGUAUAGAAAUGAAUAGAACUAACUAACAUUUCAAUAUUCCCUUAGAUCCCACUACAUAUCCCUUAGGAACAAUUUAGAACUUUCUGCAACAUUCUAGAAUAAAUUUAAUAACCUGCUCGAAACAUGUGUAAAAACUACUUAUCUAAUUAUUUUUUCAAAUAUGAUAAAAAUUUUCAACAAAUGCCAUAAUUAUAAUCCGUUUCUUUUAAGCUAAUCGAGGGACCCCAGGGGCCCAUUCCAUUACUGUACCGAUAUAUUUAUACCUGAGCUAAGGGGUCCUAUAAAAUCAGAUAGAUAAAUAAUAAAGUUAAAAUUUAAAAUUGAUCCCAUAAAAAUCUACUUUAAAAUGCCAUAGAUAUAGCUUUUUAAAAUUAUGGAAGUUUCUGGAAAAUUCUAGAUUGGAUAUUAUUAGUUUUAAAUCCACAGGUAUAUCAAUACAGCCAAUGAAGUGCAUUGCUACAACGCUAGGACUAUCUAUCACUUCACAUAGAAACUCUAGUGUUGUCUAAGCCUAGUUAUAUUUAUAUAGCUUAUAUAAGGAAAAAUUAAAUGGGCCCCCCGGCCUCAGAAAAAUGGAUAUUAUGAGUUCAGUACCCUUCGGUCCAUCUACUCAUGUAUGAGUAUUUGUUUCUAAUUAUUUUUAUAUAGCUCAUAUUAGGAAAAAAAUGAAUUCGGGGCCCCCGGCCCCAAACGGAAUGUUAUAAAAAGAUCAUAACCCCUUAAGAUUUCUUUCUGGAUCAUGAUGGAUAUAUGUGCCAAGUUUGGUCAAGAUCCAUCAAUCCUUGUAAAAGCCUUUGUGGAACAAACCCACAAUUCCACAAACAAAAUUUCACUUUUAUGUAUAUAUAUAUUAUAUGAUACGAUAUGAUAUGAUAUGAUAUGAUGAGUAGAUUAAAUUAGGCAUUUGGCAGACACAUUAAUUUCCUGAUAACCUUGGGUAGAGUUCAAAUUAUUUUGCAAUCACAUAGGAUCUAAUAGGAACAGUUAUAUUUAAAAUACUGUUAAAACCAAUACCUUUUACAUUUUCAUUUGUCAAUUAAUUCAGCUUUAAUUUGUGAAAUUAAUUGUAGAUCUUAUACAAUUCAUGAAAGAUGUUUGAUAAGAUUUGCAUAGGAUUUCUGUUCUCUUUCCAAAAUUUUGUUAUAGUUCUAAUUUUUUUUAAAUUUGCGAAUAAAAUAUGAAAUUGUGAAUAGUAGACUUAAUUUAAAUUUUUAAAUAACUGUUUAAAUAAUAUUUGUUCUAAUCAUUUCACCAGGGUACCAGGGAACAAUGGCUAUCAACUUUUUAUGUGGCAGCUGGAAUUUAUUGUUUCGGUGCUUUGUGGUAGGUUCUUGAGAAAUUUUUAAAUAUCUCAUAUAUUGAUUAAAAAGCAUUCAGAAAACAUGCAGGUACUUUAUUCAAUGAAAUAAUAGGAAAAGCGAUUAACCAAAUGGGAGAUUUAAAGCAGUUUUUAAUCUAUCUCCAGGUAUUGCAUUUUGGGUAAGGGUGAGAUCCAGAAGUGGGCUGGAGGUGAAGAUGAUGAUGAGGAAGAAGGAGAUGUUGGCUUUGGCUUGCAUGAAAUCCAGGAAACUGUCCAUGAAGAAGAUGAAGAAGAGGAGGAGGAUGUGAAGAAAAAAGGGCUCCUGGCAGAAAAAGACUCUGAUAAAGUUGUUUGAUAGGAUUGUGGUUUACAAAAAUAAAAAGUGGCUUUAAGAAAGGAAACAGGACAAAAAAACAACAUUUUUAUAUGAAUAAUAUAUUACCAAACAGUACAUCAAUUUUGUAAAUGUGCAAUAUUUAAUUUUUGUAAUGCAAAAAAAAAAAGAAAAGACAGAAAAAAUGAAGAAAAUUCACAUUGUCAUAUUAAAUAUGAAUAAUGGUUUAAAGAAAUACUCCUAUCUGCUCAAUAACAAUAUGGAUAUUUCUUGUGUACUCUUCUUUUUGAUGUAACUUGAAUUUUUAGCUGGAAAUUCUGUCUCUAUUUAUAACUCUAGAAUUAGUAACUUUUAUGUGUAUAUGAAAGUGAAUAUAAGCAGGUACAUGAUUAGCUUAUGAGUGUUAUCUUUUUAAAAAUAAAAUGCAAAUCUUUUUUUUAAAUUGAUCUAAAAGGUUUGAUGAUUAUGAUUUUAUGUUGACAGACAUUAGCUGGACUGCUUUUUGUUUUAGCUAUGUAGAUACGUGUAACUUAUGCAGGAUUUAAAAAAAAAAAAAUGAUAAUUUAAAAAAAAAAUCUGUAAAUACCAGUGUCUUGUAAAUUGAUUUGAUUUUACAUUUGUAAAGCUAUCUAAUGAAAAAUAUAAUCUUUUUUAAGACAUAUAAAACAUAUGCAUUAUGUAAGGGUCAUCCAUAUUUGAUCUCUUGCAAUUUUGUUAUAUUAACACCCAUACUAAAUUUAUUUUUUCAAGCCUUGCCUGAAUUCAUCACAAAAAUGUCAGCCUUACCCAGGUGAUAUCAUUAAAUGUUAGUCAAAUCCAGGUGAUAUCAUAAAAUAUCAUCUUUUUCUAUGUGAUAUCAUAUAUCUCUUACUCUCUUCCUUUUAGUUUUUUUGUAGUAAGGAUAAAAAAAAUACUGCAAUGAUGUUAUUAUUAAAGGGAAAGAACUUUUAAUUUUUUUAAAGAAAAAGGAAAAAAAAAAGUCACCUUUUGCAAAGACUGCACAUUCUAUUUUAAGCUUAUGUUUUAUUAAAAGUAAUAAACACUUUUAAAUAGACAGCUGUCAGUAUAAUGCCUGCUAAAAUAAUGUUUUACCAAGUAUUGUUAUUCAGCAGACACGAUGAAAUGUGCAAAGACCUUAAAUUGAUCUUAAAAGUCAUCUCAAGGCAAAAGGUGAAGUUGAUACAUUGCAUGAACAAGAGAUCCAUUGGAUCUGGCAGGGGACAUUCCAUGAUAUUCAAGCUAAUCUUUGUCUAUCCAACAUCAAUUUUCCCAAAAUCCACAUAUAUAUAACUGCCAUUACUUCCGGAUAUCAUGCACCUACUACAUUGUCCACUUGGGCGUGUUUGGACAAUCCAUUUAUUUUUUGGAUGCACCUUGACAAUCCACUUAUUGUAUUGGCUUGGACAAUCCACUUAUUGGAUGCGCUUGGACAAUACAAUUAUUGCAUAUGCUUGGACAAAACUUCCAUCUGUUUAUAAAGAUUAGAUGCAUUAAAACAGAAGGCCGAAGAACAUAUGAGAUAUCUUGCAAAGUCUCUCUUUUUAAAAAAAAAGAUUGAAUUAUAGGGCAAUAAGAUCAGAAAUGUUUUUUUUUUCUCAAAGUUACAAACCUAGUGAAGAAGCCUUCUACUUCUAAUUGAUACAAAUAGUAUAACAUUCAUGCAAAGCUCAUCUCUUGUUUGUUUUGAUUCUAAAGGAUUUAUAUUCAGCUAUUGUUGGGUCUACAGAUAAAAUUUACUGCAUUUGAUCACAAAAUGGUUCUCAUUUUUAUUUUAACUUGUUGUUAUACUGACAAGGUUUUUCUUCCUCAAAAUUGUUUUACAUUGGAUUGGGACUGCAAUAUAGAGAACUUGCAUAUUAUUUAUCAUAUAGGGAGAGUCCAUUUUACAUUACUUUUAAUGUCAGAAAGCUUAACAUUAACAUGCCUAAAUGAUUAAGAACAUUUUUUUUUUCCUGGAUGAAGUCAAUUUAAUUAACCCAUAUCUCUUUAUUAAAUAUCACUGCCCAUGGUCAAUAUGAUGUUUGAUACUUCACUGAUCAUGGCGGUUGUGAUGUUAGAUACUUAAUUGCCUAUGGUGUUUGUGAUAUUUGACACUAUCACUAACUCACCAGCCCAUGGUAGCUGUGAUGUUUGAUACGUGGUUUGAGCUAUCACUAACUCACCAGCCUAUGGUAGCUGUGAUGUUUGAUACAUGGUUUGAGCUAUCACUAACCCACCAGCCCAUGGCAGCUGUGAUGUUUGAUACAUGGUUUGAGCUAUCACUAACUCCCCAGCCCAUGGUAGCCGUGAUGCUUGAUACACAGCUUAAGCUAUCACUAACUCACCAGCCCAUGGUAGCUGUGAUGUUUGAUACACGGCUUGAGCUAUCACUAACUCACCUGCCCAUCUUGUUGGUGUUGAACGGUUAUUAAUGUAAUACUAACAAAGAGAAUUUGAAAUACACUAACGAAAACACAGCUACCUUUUUGCAGCCCUUGAAAAUGAUGUGAUAUUUUUCAUUCUGUAAAAUGUGGGAGUCUGAUGAGAUCAUAUCAGCCUAGACAUGUUUUAAAAUAGAAGAUGCUAGGGAUGAAAAAAAAAACAACAGAAAUUUAUAAUCAUUUUAUAAAUUGUUUGUAAAUAUUUUUCUGGAUUGCAAAUGUCCAGUAGUAUUUUUAGCAAGUACAAGUACAUUUGUCUUGUUUAGAAAUGCACAACAACAGUUUUUGCUGCAAUCUCAACUGAAGGAUCAAAUAUCUGAGCUUCAUAAAGAUCUUAAAAAAGUAUUGGGAAAUGUCCUUCAGAGCCUUACAAUCUCAAAUGUAUGUACAAAUUUAUUAUAGUUGUUCUAUAGCAAAAGUAAACAUUAUCGUAUUUAUUGAGUCCCAUCCUGUACAUAAGUCACGUAAAAUCAGGGAACAUGCUUGGCCUUAUGAAUUGUGUGCUCUGUACUUUUCCCAUUUAAUUCUGUUCUGAAGAAUAGAGCCACUUUGCCAGGUUGAUGAAUUUUUAUUUCUUUUUAGCCAAAGAAGAGAUUUCCAAAAUCAUGUUCCCUGAUUCAACCAUAAUAGAUAAGUGAACAAUUACAUUGUUUGCUAAUGGUAUUACCAAAUUAUUAUUAUAUAUGUAUAUAAAGGAUUUAGGAGUGACAUUGCUGAAUUAGUUUUGCAGUGAAUAUUUUAUACCACCAAGUAUGUUGUGAAUAUUAUUUGGGAUUAAAUUUCUUUUGAAGAGAAUCUGUUUGACCAAAGAUCUGAUUUGUUUUGUAGAUUACCAAGAGAUGCUAUUUCAGCAAAAACCCAACAGAUUUGCUUUCCCAUUUUUUCAUUAAGGAAUUAAAUAUGAAAUCACUUCUUUGAUCAGGCAGUUUAUCUUAAACAUUGCAUCAGCAUUUUUAUAUUUAUUUUUUUAUUUUUUACAAUCUCAUUUGCCAUUUUUUCUUCUUUUUUAUUUAAAUAACAUUUUUUUCAAAAAAUUGUGUUGCUUGAGGAAAAGAGUAUUUUUUUUAGCAAGUCUUAUAGCAUAGAACUGAAUAGAAAAUUAGAGGCAUUGUGUAUCUGCAUGUUUCAGUUUGUUGGUCAUAUAAUUUUAAUUUAGUAGAAGUUUUGCUGUCAAUUUUAGUGACAAUUUUUUUUAGAAAUAUUAUGUAUCCUUACUGCUGGCUAAUGUGCAGAUGUGGAAAGACCAUAAUUUCCUUUGAGAUGUAUUUUAAAUAUUGUUUUGUUAUGCUUUAAAGGACUCUCUCUUUUUCAGAAUCAAUUUUAAAAAAAAUAAAAUUUACUUCAUGGAUUAUUUUAAUGUUUUACUAUUAUUAUGAGGCUUAUAAUAAAUGCUUUAAUAAGGAAAGUAUUUAAUUUUAGUCUGAGGAUAAUGAAAGUAGGUCAGUAAAUGGAGCAUGAAAUCACUGGCCAUAUCAAAGGAAACUAAAUGGUGCAUGGAGCUCAGACUAAGAAAUGUCACGUUUGAUAAAGAAUUUACUUUUAUUUUUACAAAACAUUAAAUAAUCCUGCAGUUUUCGUGUGGUUUCAAGGAAAAAAAGAAUAGUAAAUUGAGAGCAGAUUGACUAUAAAAGAUGUCUGUGUUUCCCAUUUACUCCCAAACUAGCCUACCCAAAUAUAAAUAAUAACUUAAAAGAGUUUUUUUUUUUUUUUUUUUUUUUUUUUAAAAGGGAAAAAAACAAAAAAUUUGUUUGAAUGC
Molecule: messenger RNA, 24677 nt
Organism: Lymnaea stagnalis (great pond snail)
Lineage: Eukaryota; Metazoa; Mollusca; Gastropoda; Lymnaeidae
Source: the annotation of a GenBank genome assembly